CAUUGGAAGCUUCGGAGCACCGGAGCGGGUGGCACAUCUCGCGCCAUGGCGAAGACCGUGGUGGUGGGUGGAGGUAUUGGCGGCUGUGCAGCAGCUCUUGCGCUACACCGGGCUGGCGCCGAUGUGAUCAUCUACGAGGCAGCGCCGGAGCUGAAAGAGCUGGGCGCCGGGAUCAACGUCCAAGCAGUGGCUGUGAGUGUUUUGACCGAUCUGGGCAUUCCGCUGGAGAAGUUCCACGCCCCCUCAGAAGGGGAUGCCAUCUUCACCAGCGCAGUGGAAUACUUCACGGCCGAAGGCUUCUUCAUCUCUUCGGAGAAGGUGGGGCUGGCAGCAGGUGCUUCACAGCCGCAGUUGUCGGCGCACCGCGCCAAGUUCCAUAGCACGUUGUUGGCGGAGUGCCUUCGCGUCCUGGGUCAGGAGAAAGUGAUCCUGAACAGCCGCUUCACACAGCUUGAGAGCUUUGAGGAUCACGUGAUCCUCCACUUCGAAAAGACAACCACCAAAGACCCGAUGCCUCCCGUGCGCUGUGACUUCGCCGUGGGCGCCGAUGGCUUAAAGAGCCGUGUGUGCAGAGCCCUGCUGGGCGAUGGCGCGCCCAGGUACACCGGACGCAUGAUUUAUCGCGGCCUGUGCGAGGUGGAAGCCAUUCACGCCGAUGGUUGUACGGUCUCUCUAUGUGGCCAUGAGAACGGCAACUUCAUUUGCUAUCCAAUUAGCGAAGGGAUGCGCGAAAAGGGCCAGUUCCUUUGCAACUGGGGCCUUUGUGUUUUAAGGACGCACCCCGGUGGAGAAGAGAAGUGGACCUCGGAGGCAACACUGGAGGAGAUUCGAGAGGAGCUUGAGGAGUUUGGUGGAAACCGCUUUGCAGGACUCACACCUCUCCAGCUGGCCGAGAGGACCGAGAAGAUCAUCGGAUGGAGCUUGUUUGACCGGGAUCCCUUGGAGUCCUUUGACUUCGGCUCUGUGACCUUGCUGGGCGACGCCGCCCAUCCCUUGCUGCCCUAUGGCAGCCAAGGGGCCACCCAGGCCAUCAUGGAUGCAGAGGCACUUGGUGUGAGCUACCAGAAUGCCAUGGCCAAAGGCACAGGCAUCCGCGGCUGUGUGAAGGAGUACUCUGAUCUACGGUGCGAAGUCACCGGGAAGGAGAGGACCUAAGCUUUGGUCUCAGGACGCGGAGGGCGAAAAAGGAAGGGCCCAAACGGCCAAGAGGCGCUGUUCUCCAAAGACCUCUUUCAAUAUGCUGGCUGACCAAGACGAAUACAAGCCGAAAUGGCACUCAAAGAGUUGGUUUUUUGGGCCCCGCACUUCAAGAUGUGCGUACGUUGACGUGCGUACCCUGAAAAUUCCAUGAAAACUCCAUAUCUCCGAUAUCUCUCAUCUCGUUGAAUCAAGAAUUCCUCAUUUGGUGUUCACUUCUCCUUUUCUUUGCCGCUCCGGUCACGCGUUCGUUCUCACCUUCGUGAUCCUUCGUUCUCACGUUCGAUCCGCAGAGCUGAGCCGUUCGAUCGUGGUGCUUAAGGGGGUUUGUCACUUCUAUGGUGAAAUCUCCUGGGAUCUUCUGAGGGAUAUUUUCGUCGGUGAAGCGAUUCGUCGAUUUUUUCCAGAGGUGGUCAUUGCCAACCGUGACAUGGGAUCCACUGCCGUGCUACGUGUGGCUGCCGUGGAGACCCAGGGCAUGGCUGUUGAUGAGAAGCGCACCUGGUGUGCUGAGCAUGGCAAGCGCCUCCACGACGAGGUGAUCCAGAAAUACCGCGCCUCGAUGCCAAAGAGCGUUCGAGCCGUGGCAGAGCGGUGAAAGGCUGAGCGGUGAAGGGCUGCGGAUGAGCCAAGUGUGGAUGGACUGACCAACCAUCGCAGGAUGCUGCUUCACCACACUAUAGGUGAAGACAUAAGACGUGAUAUGUGAUAAGGCAUAGUGCAUUUUAAUUGGGAGACACCCAACCAAUGGGUUCGGGUCUAUAUAUUGUCCUUCAAGGAGAUCUAUGUGGGGUGUCUCCCUAAUUUAAUACACACCCAUAUAAUAUAUACAUGACCUACGAAGACCCCCACUAGAGCAAUUCCCUUUCGUAUUUGUGGGCCCAGCUGCACCUACAAAAGCUAUCAAAAAGUUGGUUUUCACAACCUGCCCUUGAUGCAUCAGGCUUCUGUCUCGCUGCUGACUGGAUGACUGGACGGUUGGUGCUCCAAACGCAUGGCAUGUUCAUCAUUCAUCCGUCCGCUCAGCAGCAGAUUUAGUUCAUGAAAUUCAGAAAAAAUGUGAUCCGACC
Molecule: messenger RNA, 2267 nt
Organism: Durusdinium trenchii
Lineage: Eukaryota; Dinophyceae; Suessiales; Symbiodiniaceae
Source: the annotation of a GenBank genome assembly